UUCAUUCCGGUACGGUACUGAAAUAGUUGAAAUUUUCGCCGCAAGGUUCUGCACGCUGUCAAACUUUUCAUUUAAUACUCUCAAUAUUAAUUUGGCAAAACGCGAAAUAAUAUUAAUAUAACUUCUGCCGCAAGAUGAUGUAGGCUGUUAUUUUUGGCUUGGCAAUUUGUUUUUCAAACAGUAGUUUUAAAAAGGUUGAAGAGGAAAAAGAGAGGAGCUUCUUUCCUUGUUUUUGUUCAUCUACAUCAAACAGUUUAGAACCGGCAUGGCAAACAGUUCAUGGUUUUAUGAUGAAUUUAAACUGGUCACAUUGAACGAAAUGAAAGAUGCACCAAGAACAUUGAGGCAGGCAGACGCCUGCAAGGAACAUGAUGAAAAACGAAGAAGUAAAGAAGAGAAUAAUGCCAGUUCACGCCGAUUGGUGCUGUUAAACCUGGCUGCUGCUCUACGAAAAAGCCAAGAGAGAUGAGACAGUCAUCCAAAGAUGAAUGCCAAUAUUUUUGGUUUCAUCUCAAGAAUGGCAGACUCCACAUCUACUUGUAUGAUGGCUAAAUGUGAAAUCCAUUUAGCUCCGUGUUUUCAUCACCAGUACAUUCUACAUUGAUUCCCUCAUCGGUUGGUGAUUGCACCAUGAAAUGAAUGGAGUUCCAUUUCACGUUGAAGCAACAAUAAUCAACUUGAAUGGACUAAUAAAGAGGUUGAAACCAGCUUCCAUGUCAAGAUGAGAGUGCACGGUCCACAUCCAAUUCACUUCGUACUUCUCUUCGGCCUUUUUCAGAUGUGUACCUUGGCACGACACCACCGAGGCUCAUCGGUGGCAGUUCCGGUGCCCACACGAGAGACAAUAGCACUGGUGGCGCGGGAGAUGCGGGCGGCCACCUUUGAGGAGACGGUGGAGGGCGACGCUGGAGGCGGGAGCAGUGGAGGCGGCGGAGGCGGCAGUGGGGGCAGCAGACGAGUGCAGCGCAAACUGGUGACCGGAGUGCAGGACAUCGACACCAAUGCUAAUCCGGGAGUCAGCGUCGAUUUACUCGAGUAUCAGGGAGUGAUGGGUCGUCCAGGAGUGGACUUCCCCGUACUGCCCGGCAUCCCUAGCACAGCCUUCAGCUGCCGCAGUGUCCGCGCACCCGGCUACUAUGCUGACCUCGACACCGACUGUCAGGUGUUCCACAUCUGUGACGGCGGGCGCAAGAUCUCGUUCCUGUGUCCGAACGGCACAAUCUUCCGGCAGUCGCACCUCAUCUGCGACUGGUGGUUCCGGGUCGACUGCGGCAAGUCGGUCGAGCAGUACGCCGAGAGUGCCGAACAGCUGGCAGCCGAUCAGCAGGUGUACAAGGCACGCGCAGCCGCCAUCACGCGCGCCAUGCAGCGCGGAGCAGCACUCACCGCCAGUCAGGAGUUGGAGCGAACAGCGGCUCCGUCCUCCACCGUCGAUUACCUCCCCAACGGACAGAAACGUAAAACCUCUUCAUCAUCGGUAUCCUCCUCAUCAUUCUCCAGUGCACAGGUACAAGAUGACAGUCCUGACUCCUUUGAGCAACAACUCAACAAACGUCGCCAACGACCACCAUCCACCAAAUCCUAUAAAUCCUCGGAAAAAGAGCGACAGAUCCCCGCCGAAACCGCGUCGUUCGCCAGUGGCCGCAACAGCCAGCAGUACUUCCAACACGUCUACUACCGCACCACCAGCCCCUCACCCCUCUCAUCCUCGGGCAAAUCCUAUAUCGAAUUAGACAGGAACCGCAACAACAUUGUUGUACCCUCACCUUCACCCUCAUCAACCACCCAGGUCUCAAGGAAGAUGCCUCACAGAGGUAACAUCAAAUCAACAGCCAGCACUUCCAGCCCUAUUUUCACUGUCAAAGUACGGCCUAGCAAGAACUUCUCCUAUGUUGAACUGCAUCGCACAAACCUAACAACCACCACUGAUCGUGCUGAUAAGAAGAGUGGCGUACUCCAAGCUGUUGAGUUCUCUCCAAACAACAAUAAUAAUGUCAACCCGACUGUGGUAUCACAAUAUAAGAAUGUAAACAACCCAUCGGUAGUAUCACAUACUAAUGUGAACCCCACAGUAGUAUCACAAUAUAGUAAUGUGAACAACCCUUCAGUAGUACCACAUAAUAUAAACAACCCUUCAGUAGUACCACAUAAUGUUAACAACCCUUCAGUAGUACCACAUAAUGUGAACAACCCAUCUGUAGUAUCACAUAAUGUGAACAAUCCAUCACAUCCAGUAACUAUGAUAUCUGAAAUCAGUGGAGUAACAGUUACUCCCAACAGUCAGUCAGGCACCUCUACAACUACAACCACUACUAGUUCAUCUGUGUCAGGUAGUUCGAAUAAUAAUUUGAGGGGGUCAGACAGCGCACAUUUUGUGACAGUUAGCCCUCCAUUCAGUACCGCUUCGCCGUUUUUCAGUGCCAGCUCUUAUUCGCCCGAAUUAGACCAGGUGUACUUCACCACUGCUAAACCGGCCUUCUAUGAUUCUAAUAUCGAUCUGUUCAAUUUUAAUGUUGGUCAAACUGUGAACCCUAAUCCACCCACGGUCUUUUAUAACAAUGAAGUUACAACUCCUGAAACAGAUGUAGGUACUCAGAACUAUUUUGUGUACAACAGUAAUGCGAUUAGGGGCAAAAAUUUGAAGGAUAAGGAGAAGCUUGAGAUUAGUCCCGAAACUGUGAACUCUCUCCAACAUAUUGCUGAUAGUUUGAGUACUGGAAACAAGACUAACCACUUGUCUGAUGAUGCAGGAGCCAAAGCUUUACAUUCACUCGCCUUGUACUUCGCCUCAUCCAACUCAGAUACAGGUAGUGGAAGCAGUUCUGGUAGUUCGUCCCUAGAAGACAAAUCACAACAAAAAUUGAACAAACCGUCGGUGUCUGAGAUUUUUCUGCGUGCUCACUCGGGAAGCCCCGAUGCUGAGUUGGAGAUCGAUGAUAGACAAUCGACUGAAAUAAUUGAUGUUGAUGACAAGGAGUUGCCGUCAGUGUUGACGAAAACUACUAAAGAUUCUUAUGCCUAUUUGUUUCCAGAGAUUGCAAAUAAAACUGAUGAUUCUAAUAGCACAGAUGUUGAUCCUAGUUCAAGGGAAGGGAAGAACCAGAAACUGAAGGAAGUAGAUGUGAAUGUAAAUGUUGAAAAUACGGUAAAGGAACAAAAAAGUAACGAUUUGGAGUUAGAACAGAGUAGGGGUAUUGUGCAGCCUAUGCCCAGUGCAACUCCCACAGUUGCAAACAAGCAGGAUUUACAUUUGAGAGAUUCUACGGAUCUGAGAGAACUGGCACAAGUAUUCAGUCGGGCGUUGUCGGCAUAUUUGGAAGACCCAGAUACGUUUAGGAGGGUGUUGUCUGAAGUGAGGCCCACCGAACCCACCCCAGCUGAUGGUACUAUGCCACCUGAUGAAUCCGGUGAUGAAGUGUUGGACUUUUCAGAUGUGAAAUCGGUUAACAACAAUGCAUACCAAGUCCCUGCCACAACUCCAGAACCAGAAGUGUUGACAACUGUUUCCCCAACACAGGACAACUUUUUCAGUAUUUCUGACAUUAACAACCUGGCUCACCAAGAUAACUCAUCACCCGAACCUUCAAUCCACCUUGCAGCGCCCCCUGUCUCACAGCGGUUCAACUAUUUCACAACUCCCAGCUCCUCAUCUAUUGCAAAUAACAUAAAUAACUUCCUUGGCAUUGACAACAAUCGUUCCUACAUUGAAUCGCCAGAUUACUACACACAUGAGUCGUUCGACAACUAUUUCCCUGAGUUUCCAACCGCUGGAGGUGUGAACGACCCAAGUCGUCCCAGGUAUGGAGGCUUCCAUAACAAUUCGAAAGUUGAAAGCACAACCGCUUACUCACCAUAUGGUGCCGGUGUGCCUCAUAAUUUGACAGGUCAACCUCUGACUGGUGCACCAUUCAAUGGCAACAGGCUUCAAACUCAACCUCAACCAGAACCUACUACUUUGUAUCCAACUUUACAAACAAGCAUUAAUAUACACACCAUCCCUGAACAUUUAAAUGUUGUCCCUGCUUAUGAUGUCAACACUCUGUUAACUAGUAACAACAACAACAACAACAACAAUGUUCAAUCAUCUACCAACACACCUGUUCCUGCAGCAUCAAGUACUGUCAAAUACCAGGUGGAUGAUUUUGAACACAACCCAGAUCAUGACAAACUAUUCAUAGCAUCCAACAGUCAAUCGUUAGUUUCUCGUGAUAACUAUUUACGCUACCUCAAUAGCAAGUAUGUAGAUAACCGAGUAACAGAGGGAAAUAGUUUGAAAGAUGCGUAUAGAACUGUGGCUCCUGUAUACAGUUAUGGUGAGAAGAUGGUGCAGAAACCAAGUGUGAAAGACAGUGUACAGAAUAAUGUACCAGUGUAUAAGUCACAGGAUAAUAGACCAGUGUAUAAAACACAAGAUUCAGCUCCCAUAUAUAAAUCACAAGAUACUGCUCCAGUAUAUAAAUCACAAGAUUCUGCUCCAGUUUAUAAUUCGCAAGAUGCUGGAUCUUUGUAUAAAUCGGUGAAUUUGGGUAAUGGGGUGACUUUGGAGAAAACUAAACAAGAGCAACAAGAGAAGGGGAGUACUAGCAAAGUAACAUGGACAGUGUCACCGAUAAUCGACACCCCAGAACCUAUAAGAGCUGUGGACCACUCACCAACCCACGCUCCAAUCAUCAGGUCUUCUACCAGUGAUUUACUGCCCACAACUUACCAUCCUUCAACAAGUCAACCCUUUGAAGGUAUCCCACCACGCAACUACCAGAGACCUAGCUGGAAAUGGGAGUCUGACGCUCUUAGAGUUGAGAAUUUGAAACAGCAGUCGUCAUCAUCAACACCUUCCUAUUCACCGACUGUAGGGUCCAAGGAUCAGGACUUCUUCACUCCAACGCCCAUGCCGUCUGUAGGUGAUUAUUCGUCCGCGGCCUCCACGCUUGUCCCCAGUAUGUUGGCAAUAGUUAGUAACGCUCCUAACUUUGAGAAGAAAGCUGAAGAGAUGUUCGGGAAUUUGAACGAGACAGCUGCCAAUACUCUGAUGGAAAUCAUGGACAAGGCUGAAUCGAAUAUGACGAUUAGGAGGCUGGUGUUGUUGCUGGUAGCUGAUAGAAGUGGCAGGGAGAAUAAGACUGUCCAGGAGUCACGGUCUCAGCUGAUCCAAGCUCUACUAAGAAACCCUGGUAAGAAAGAUUCAGGUGAAGAUAAUGCUUACAGGAAAGAUGUAUGGGGAUCGAAGAGUGGGGGUAUCAGCUCAACUUCCUCACCAACCACCACAUUCUCCACCACCACUACAACCACAACCACACAAAGACCGUCCACGUCGUGGCCGACGAGAAAUCAAAACAGUAAAUCACUGCGAGGCACUGACGCGGCUACAGCAAAUAGGGGAAGUAUACGAGAGAAUUUCCCCACGGAACCCGAUAGUAGAGCCGUUGAACUAUUAAAAUCGUUGUAUACAUUAGCUGCAAGGUGGGGAUAGUAUUUUACAAGUCUUGUGAAUUACUUUGAUGAAAUAAUUGGAAGCUAGCCUUCCAAAUGUACUGCAGCAUUGAUCAAAGACUUGUGAACUGAGUCAUUUUUGUCAGUAGUGGUACAGCCAUAAUCUAAUUACUUCUUAUUGCCUCAACAAGCUGAAACGAUGAAAAAUUGGCUUUCAAGAAUGUUAAUUCCCAAAGUUUUCGAAAUUUUAUUAUUUAUACUUUUAAAAAAUGACUUGAAUUGUGUUAUUAUGGAAAAACAUUAUUAAUAUGUUUAAAAACACCAUAACAAGAAACUUUUCACUAAAAGAGGAUGCUUGGACGAAAAACUUGAGGAUAGUAGAAUGUUAAUCUUUGAAUGUUCACUUUAAUUUCUCUGUUUCAAGACUUUUUAAACCGUCUUAUAAGGAAAUGAAUCCUAUGUAACAAUAAGGCAGAAUUGAACUGUACCCUAUAGUAUUCACAUAUUAUUACGAAUUUAUUAUCAAUCACAUCUUAUACUACUUAAUUUUAUAUUAUGUUACCAUACCAAGAAACUAUUUGGCAGAUGACAUCAUCAUUUAAUCCAACAUACUUAUGUAUUAGCUCUGAUAGCUCAGUAUUAUCAGUUACAUUUUUCUAUCAUGUUACUCUCUAAGAGUGCAGAUAUUCCAUUUUGUUGAAUUUGUAAAUAUUAUAAGCCUAUAAUAUGAAUAUUGAUUUUGGGUAAUGAAUUGAUUGAUCUUGAGGGUUGAAAACCACUGAUGAAAAUUCCUUGUCUCCUAUUAUCAUCUUCUAUGACAAAAUGUGUUACCUAUAUUUUUACUUUAGUUAUAAUUUCCGACUAUGGUGGAAAAUGCGACAUUUAUACAAUGUAAGCUCUCUUAUUAGAGGGACUGUGAACUAACAAAAAUCUAAAAAUGCAAAUUACAAUACUCUCUACUGUUAUUAGAUUGGAUUAUUUAUAUAAAAUGCAAUUGAAUAUUUUUAUAUGUUUAUCAUACUUCAGACUCUGUAUACUUUAUUGAAAAUCUUGCAACUUACUAUAUUAUGGUAUUUAUAUUGUUUGAUGGAAAACCUACUUUGUACAUAGAUUCAAUCAAUAUUUUUUUAUCGUAAUUUAUUAAUCUUGUUGCAAUAUUACCUCCCAGGCGAGCUAUUGUACUGAACACUUUGAGCUCAGAAUUCUAAAUUGAUAUUUUUUUAAAUAAAAUUAGUUAAGCUAUAUUUUUCAGAAUCACUAGGAUAAGUUUUCAUCAGUUUAGUAAUCAACGUUUUACCACAAUAGUCUCCAGAAACAAGAAUGCUUCUUCAAGUAGUAAUUACAAAUCAACAGCUCAAUGUAAGCAAACUUUAUUUCCAAACCUAUACCAUACCAUACCAUGAUAAUAUUGUGAGGUUUUGUAAGUUGUGUGAAUGAGUGUGUAUAUCUGUGAGAGUUUUAUUUUUUAUUUUGAAAGUGUAUAGGAAUAAAUGAGAAUAAUAAUUCUUUAAAAUGUAAAAAAAUAAUGAAUCAUGAUAGUUUCAUGUACAGUGCAUAAUGUGAAUUAUGUUUUGUUUUGCAUUAUAAAGUUGAUCGCUCAAAACUGGUUAUUGAAAUAUUUUUCUAAAAAAUUUGUAAAGUGCUGAAAACGUUUAAUAGUAAUACAUCAUUUUGACAAUUCAAGAAAAUUCAGUUUUAUACAAAGAUACAAAAUGUGUAAUUAAAAUACAUAAAUAUAUGAUGAUUGAAUAACAUCAGCCAUAAUAAGGAUAAUUUUAAACAAUUAUUUAUAUGUACAUAACGUUUAUCCAGUUGUAACUAUUUAAACAAUUUUUAGAAAUAAAUAGUUAUCUUUAAUAAGCUUGUUGUUUUUCUUU
Nilaparvata lugens (brown planthopper) is the source of this 7307-nucleotide messenger RNA. Its product is annotated as GATA zinc finger domain-containing protein 7-like. The record is from RefSeq and is a predicted model, not a curated record. The transcript has 9 exons. Gene Ontology annotation, cellular component: extracellular region. Gene Ontology annotation, molecular function: chitin binding. NCBI's taxonomy places the organism in Eukaryota, Metazoa, Arthropoda, Insecta, Hemiptera, Delphacidae. The coding region runs from base 722 to 5470 and encodes 1582 amino acids.